Molecule: messenger RNA, 1940 nt
Organism: Pongo pygmaeus (Bornean orangutan)
Lineage: Eukaryota; Metazoa; Chordata; Mammalia; Primates; Hominidae
Gene: OR1B1
Product: olfactory receptor family 1 subfamily B member 1
Exons: 2
Coding region: 527-1483 (318 amino acids)
Biological process (GO): G protein-coupled receptor signaling pathway
Cellular component (GO): membrane
Molecular function (GO): olfactory receptor activity; G protein-coupled receptor activity
Source: RefSeq, a predicted model, not a curated record
AGGUCUGGAGGUUUGCUAUGUUUUUGUGUUCCGUGAGUGCAAACAUCAAUCUGAUCUCAAGACUACUAUUGCUGGUAAAGCAGAAUGGACAUUGCAGUUCAGAGAGAAGACAUCAUGAGGACUGCAGUUGGGUGAGGUGUGAAUGGAAGGUAAGGAAGUGGAGACAGUGAAUACAGAUAAUUCUUUCAUGAAGUCGGCCACUGGAAAAAGAUAAGAAAUAGUUGGAUGAAAAGACAAGAAUGAAGAGUUUUUCACUGUGGGAGGGACUUUAGUAGGGCUUGUGAAUUAGAUGGAACAAGUCACUAGGGUGGGUGAAAAGGAAGAAAUAAAGGAGAAAAUAAAUACAUAUUAAGGAAGCAAAAUCCUAGACCUUAGGGAGGGAGCAUAGAUGGUCAAGUUUGAAUCCAGGUCUUUAACGAUCUUCAGUAACGUAAUAGAAUUAAAUAGAAAUGUUAUGAUCCCUAACAUCAGACCCAUGACUUUCUUUUUGACUUAAACUGUCUUUCAGGCAGGCUGACUGUCACUCAUGAUGAGCUGUGCCCCUAAUGCUUCACACUCUCCGGUUUUUUUGCUCCUCGGGUUCUCGAGAGCUAGCAUCUCCCACACUCUCCUCUUCUUCCUGUUCCUGGCUAUUUACCUGACCACCAUACUGGGGAAUGUGACACUGGUGCUGCUCGUCUCCUGGGACUCCAGACUGCACUCACCCAUGUAUUAUCUGCUUCGUGGCCUCUCUGUGAUAGACAUGGGGCUAUCCACAGUUAUGCUGCCCCAGUUGCUGGCCCAUUUGGUCUCUGAUUACCCAACCAUUCCUGCUGCCUGCUGCUUGGCUCAGUUCUUUUUCUUCUAUGCAUUUGGGGUUACAGAUACACUUGUCAUUGCUGUCAUGGCUCUGGAUCGCUAUGUGGCCAUCUGUGACCCCCUGCACUAUGCUUUGGUAAUGAAUCACCAACGGUGUGCCUGCUUACUAGCCUUGAGCUGGAUGGUGUCCGUACUGCACACCAUGUUGCAUGUAGGACUCGUCCUGCUUCUUUGCUGGACUGGGGAUACUGGGGGCAACGUUAACCUUCCUCACUUCUUUUGUGACCACCGGCCACUUCUGCGAGCCUCUUGUUCUGACAUACAUUCUAAUGAGCUGGCCAUAUUCUUUGAGGGUGGCUUCCUUAUGCUGGGCCCCUGUGCCCUCAUUGUACUCUCUUAUGUCCGAAUUGGGGUCACUAUUCUACGUUUGCCUUCAGCUGCUGGUCGCCGCCGAGCAGUCUCCACCUGUGGAUCCCACCUCACCAUGGUUGGUUUCCUCUACGGCACCAUCAUUUGGGUCUACUUCCAGCCUCCCUCCCAGAACUCUCAGUAUCAGGACAUGGUGGCUUCAGUAAUGUAUACUGCCAUUACACCUUUGGCCAACCCAUUUGUGUAUAGCCUCUGCAAUAAGGAUGUCAAGGGUGCACUCUGCAGGCUGCUUGAAUGGGGAAAGGUAGACCCCUGAUUAGCCUGCUGUGGGCCAUAUUGAAUAGGUGAGAAAAGUCAUGGGCAUAUUCUAAGCAGAGUUGGUUUCGGGGAGAUCAGAGGGGUGGAGGGCCUAGAUAACUUAAGGAACUCCAGAUUUGGCUCUUGUCAAUGUUGUGCUUUGAUGGAGCCAUGAACAUUCCACAUUCAUAGACACAUAAUAUCAGGGCUCCCUUAUCAGCAUACCUCUGGGCACCCUCCAUCAGACCUUUUAUUUUAUCAAAGUGGAUGAAAAUGAAUUACCAAGUCUGGGCAGUUUUAAUUUUAGAGUUCUGAGGGAAUAUGAGGAUAGGAUUGUGCAACUAUGAACUAAAUGAAGAGCAGUAGAGUUAAUCAUCAUCAUCACAUUUAGGUUGGUGUGCGUUCUUGUGGGAGUGUGUUUGUGUAUAUCAGAAAGUAAGGGAAGAUGACAGUUUAGACAAAUAAGGCUGUCAAGU